Arachis duranensis is the source of this 1245-nucleotide messenger RNA. Its product is annotated as photosystem I assembly protein Ycf4. The coding region runs from base 507 to 1061 and encodes 184 amino acids. Lineage: Eukaryota; Viridiplantae; Streptophyta; Magnoliopsida; Fabales; Fabaceae. Gene Ontology annotation, cellular component: thylakoid; membrane; photosystem I. The transcript has a single exon. Gene Ontology annotation, biological process: photosynthesis. The record is from RefSeq and is a predicted model, not a curated record.
AGGAAUAGGAUGAGUAGAAUCCAUAAAAAAUACUUAUCGAAAAAAGUGAUCCAUUGAGUCAUACUAAGUAUAUUUGAAUUCUAUUGAUUAUAGACUAUCUUUAUAACAAUAUAAGAAAAAAAUGCGAUAUAUAAAUUCAAUAUUCUAUAAUUAAUAAUUAUAUAUAGCAGGUACAAAUAUUAAAUCGAGGUACCCAUUCUAUGAUAAACUUACCUUCCAUUUUUGUGCCUUUAGUGGGCCUAGUAUUUCCGGCACUUGCAAUGGCUUCUUUAUUUCUUUAUGUUCAAAAGAACAAGAUCUUUUAGAUACGGACAAUAGGCACAAAUCAAGUAUAUUUUUUUAGAUCAGGGAGCAACUUGAUGAAUAAUCACUCCUAAAGGUUUACACCAUAAUAGUGCUAGUUGAUGAGAGUUACUUCGGAAACAAAGAAGAAUCAAGUCAAAUUCAUUUACUUGGGUUUGGUUUAUUUAUUCUAACAAUUCCAAUAAAACAGAACUGGAUCUAAUAUGAGUUGGCGAUCAGAACGUAUAUGGGUAGAACUUAUAGCGGGGUCUCGAAAAACUAGCAAUUUCUGCUGGGCCUUUAUCCUUUUUUUAGGUUCAUUGGGGUUCUUAUUGGUUGGAAUUUCCAGUUAUCUUGGUAGGAAUUUGUUAUCUUUAUUUCCGUCUCAGCAAAUUCUUUUUUUUCCACAAGGAAUCGUGAUGUCUUUCUAUGGAAUCGCGGGUCUCUUUAUUAGUUCAUAUUUGUGGUGUACAAUUUGGUGGAAUGUGGGUAGUGGUUAUGAUCGAUUCGAUAAAAAAGCGGGAAUAGUGUGUAUUUUUCGUUGGGGAUUUCCUGGAAAAAAUCGUCGUAUUUUUAUUCGAUUUCUUAUGAAAGAUAUUCAGUCCAUCAGAAUAGAAGUUAAAGAGGGUAUUUCUACUCGUCGUAUCCUUUAUAUGGAAAUCAUAGGACAGGGGGCCAUCCCCCUGACUCGUAUUGACGAGAAUUUAACUUCACGAGAAAUUGAACAAAAAGCUGCAGAAUUGGCCUAUUUCUUGCGUGUACCAAUUGAAUUACUUUGAAAAAAAGAAAUGAAACUGAAAAAAUGAAUGCUUUCUUCGGAAAAAGAGAUUUUGUUUUGAUAGAAGGGGCCCUCUUUGGAUUCGAAAUCCGACUAAUAUUCAUUACGCGAAGUGUUCCUCCGUGUAUUCAUUAAAAGGUCUAAUUGCUUCGAAUCUUAGUAAUUGAUGUCCUUUGAUGAAAGAA